CAAACGCGACAAGGAUGGAUUUAAUCAGCACAGAAACGUAUAACCUUUGACUUCUAAACAUGGCCGCCAUGAAGAAAGUAGUAGUUGCUGCUGUUGUCGCUGCUUUUGCAGCUUUCAUUGGACACCGAUUUCUUAAACUAAAGGAAAUGAGCCUUGCUUCCAGAGAAGUACCCGUGAAACACCUCAACUGUCAUUAUUUAAACAAUAUUGAAUAUGGGGCAGAGGAUAUCACAAUACUAAGAGAUGGACUGGCCUUUCUAAGCACAGGGUUGAAGUAUCCGGGAGUGCCUUCACUCUCUGAUGAACCAGGGAAAAUGUACAUUUUGGACCUGCUGCACCCAAAGCCAACUCCAGUGGAACUGCAAAUCAAAGGAGGGCUGGACCUCCGCUCUUUCAACCCUCAUGGCAUCAGUGUAUACAUUGAUGAAGCAGAUGACUCUGUGUACCUGUUUGUUGUCAAUCAUCCUCAGCACAAAAGCCAAGUAGAGAUCUUUCAUUUUGUUCAGGAGAACACUCUUGUGCACCUAAAAACUAUUACCCACCCCCUACUCCACAGUGUAAAUGACAUUGUUGCAGUCGGAGUAGAAAGCUUCUAUGCCACAAAUGAUCACUCCUUUCCCAGUGAUGCACUUCAGUUUCUGACUCUGAUACUGGGUCUCCCCUGGUGUGAUGUGGUGUACUACAGUCCAAAGGAAGUGAGGGUGGCAGCCGAUGGCUUUCUGUCCUCAAAUGGCAUCAACAUGUCACCUGACAAACGGUACAUUUAUGUUUCGGAUAUUAUGGACCAUGAGAUAGAUGUUUUUGAGAGACAAGAAGGAGAACAGUUGGUGUAUCUUAAGUCUGUAGCUGUUGGGUCGCUCUGUGAUAACAUCGAGGUGGACUACAAGACAGGUGACAUAUGGCUGGGUUGUCAUCCAAAUGGCAUGAAGUUGUUAAAUUAUGACCCUCAAGAUCCACCUGGCUCUGAGGUCAUCCAGAUCAAGAACAUUCACUCAGAGCAGCCGGUGGUCAGCCAGGAGUAUGUUGAUAACGGCCAUGUGAUCAUGGCCUCCAGUGUAGCAGCUCCUUACGAGAGAAAGUUGCUAAUUGGAACUGUUUUCCACAAAGUCCUGUACUGUAAUUUGAAAUAAUCUGUGUAUUGUGUAUCCGUGGUCACUGCUGUUUUAGAUUAGAAAUGUUGUAAGAAAAAUUCAAAAAGUUGAAUACAAUAAUAACAUUCACUGCAAAGCAGGAAACUAUCUUAACAGUGCAGACUUAUAUUUUAUAGAGUCCUUUAAUAUAAUUUUCACAAAAUUCUGUUUUCCUGAUACAUAACAGUAUUUAUGAUACUUUGGUACAAAACUCCCUUCCCACAGCAUAGGUUAAUCAGUUCCACAAUUUAGGAAGUUUUAGAAAAGUUCUUUUAACCUUUUUCAUCUUUAUCUAUUAACACAUCUCCCUCUUCUACCUUGGCGAUCGUAAACCUAGUCCCCCCACCAUCAGGAUGCUGUACACUUUCCUCUUUUGUAGCAUCUUUGGUAGGUACAGUGAAGAUGAUACCAUCAGUUUCUGAAUCAAAUGCACAAGUGUCCUUGUUCUCCUCAUUAUCCGUCCUCAAACACUGUGCAGAUUCAUGGUCUCUGUUUCUGUUUCUUUCUUGUAUUAAAGAAUGCAUGUCU
Molecule: messenger RNA, 1658 nt
Organism: Micropterus salmoides (largemouth bass)
Lineage: Eukaryota; Metazoa; Chordata; Actinopteri; Centrarchiformes; Centrarchidae
Product: serum paraoxonase/arylesterase 2-like
Exons: 9
Coding region: 60-1130 (356 amino acids)
Molecular function (GO): arylesterase activity
Source: RefSeq, a predicted model, not a curated record